Messenger RNA from Brassica oleracea var. oleracea, 1685 nucleotides. RefSeq lists its product as uncharacterized. The record is from RefSeq and is a predicted model, not a curated record. Gene Ontology annotation, molecular function: transmembrane transporter activity. Bases 157 to 1638 code for a protein of 493 amino acids. Gene Ontology annotation, biological process: transmembrane transport. NCBI's taxonomy places the organism in Eukaryota, Viridiplantae, Streptophyta, Magnoliopsida, Brassicales, Brassicaceae. The transcript is spliced from 3 exons. Gene Ontology annotation, cellular component: membrane.
UUCAGAUAUCUCUUCACCGAUUGACGCAAGUGGGAUACCAUUGCCCGAUCCUGACGCAUCAGACCACCGAUCUCAAUCCGGAGAAUAUUCCACCGAAUAUUCUAAUCCAUCGAAGAUCCCACCGGAAACUCUGAUCCGGCCAAGAUCCGUAAAGAAAUGAAACGGGAGACUCUAACGUUAGUUCUGGUGUAUUUCGCCGGAAUCAUGGAGAGAGCCGACGAGUCUCUUCUCCCAGGAGUUUACAAGGAGGUAGGAGAGGCCCUGCACGUUGACCCAACGGCUCUUGGAACGUUGACUCUGUUUCGUUCCAUUGUUCAGACUUGUUGUUACCCUUUGGCCGCUUACUUAUCUUCCCGACAUAACCGAGCACACGUCAUCGCUCUCGGCGCUUUCCUUUGGGCCACCGCCACUUUCCUCGUCGCCAUCUCCACCACUUUCUUCCAGGUGGCAGUAUCAAGAGGCUUGAAUGGGAUAGGACUCGCCAUUGUAACACCCGCGAUACAGUCUCUAGUCGCUGACUCAACCGAAGAUAGUAACCGUGGCAUGGCUUUCGGAUGGUUAGGAGUGACUUCAAACAUAGGUUCAAUACUUGGCAAUCUCUGCGCUAUCCUCUUUGCAUCCAAGUCUUUCAAUGGCCUCGCUGGAUGGAGAGUUGCUUUCCUAUUAGUAGGAUUCGUAAGCGUGAUAGUCGGUGUACUUGUCCGUCUCUUCGCAAGCGACCCUCAUUACAAUAACAAGCAAAUCACAAAACAUGACAAAGACAAACCGUUCUGGUCAGACGUACGAGAUCUAUUACAAGAAGCCAAGAUGGUUAUUAAAAUCCCCUCUUUCCAAAUUUUUGUCGCUCAGGGAGUCUCAGGGUCUUUCCCUUGGUCAGCUUUAGCUUUUGCACCGUUGUGGUUAGAGCUUAUUGGUUUCUCGCACAAAACAACAGCGGUUCUAGUAACGCUAUUCACUGUCUCUUGCUCCGUUGGACAUUUGUUUGGAGGAUACAUGGGUGAUACUCUUGCCAAGAAGUUCCCAAACGCUGGUAGGAUUAUACUCUCUCAGAUAAGCUCUGGCUCGGCCAUUCCUUUAGCUGCGAUUUUGCUUCUUGGACUGCCUGAUGAUCCCUCCACUGCCUUUAGCCACGGUGUGGCUCUUGUCACCAUGGGAUUAUUCAUCUCAUGGAACGGUUCAGCUACAAAUGGUCCUAUAUUUGCAGAGAUAGUUCCAGAGAGAGCUAGGACAAGCAUCUACGCGUUAGACAGAUCAUUCGAGUCGAUAUUAGCUUCAUUUGCUCCUCCUAUAGUAGGGAUGCUUGCUCAGAACGUGUAUGGAUAUAAACCGAUCCCUGAAGGAUCCUCAAGCGUGAUCAAGAUUGAAACAGACAGAGAGAACGCAGCAUCGCUAGCUAAAGCACUCUACUCAGCUAUAGGGAUCCCUAUGGUGAUAUGUUGCACGAUCUACUCGUUCCUGUAUUGCACCUACCCUAGGGACCGAGAUAGAGCGAAAAUGCAGGCUUUGAUAGAGUCAGAGAUGCAUCAACUUAACGAAGAAGAAGAUGACAAGUUUGGGAUUGAAGUCAAGUGUUUUGGAGAUGAGGAACAUGAUGAGACUUAUCUGCUGAAGCAGGAGCAGAGUGAGAGUGUCAGAUGAUCAUUUGAGUUGAUUAUAGAAAGACCAAGUUAUAAUUAUGUUUUUUU